CCUGCUUCUGUUUCGGUUUUACCUUUCUUCGUUUCGUUGCUGCUACAACCGCUACUUGUAGAGCCUCAGCAAAGUCACAGAAUUCAGAAUCAGUAUCGAAGAAUUCAAUAGUUUUCUCCAGGAUUCUCUCUGUUAGGAACUCUUACUUUGCCAUUCAAUCCACACCUCAGUCAGAAAUUAACAAAUUUGUGACAGAUGUAUGCUUUUAAAUGUGUAUAUGGACAUUCAACUUGUAAUAAUGAGGAUAUUCCUUCAUGGGGCAGUAUGAUUUCAAGUUUUCAACUUAUGAUAUCUGCUAAAGAAAUUUGAGUACUUCAGAAGUUGCAGCACGAAGAGUUUGAAUAAAGAGACAUGUCUAAGACUGAGGUAAAUCCAACUAUCAGCAAGUCAACUGGAUUGCCUCGAAAGCGCUUCUAUCGAGCACGAGCACACAGCAAUCCGCUGAGUGACUCUCACUUCCCUGUGCCAAUUUCACCCAGCCAUGUUGACUAUUCCCUCCAUUACCCUCAGUUAUUGCCCUCGUCUGGUCAAGCUGAUACUUUCAAAAAGAUCCAGUUUGCUGAUGUUGGUUGUGGUUUUGGAGGGCUGCUCAUAAGUCUUUCCACUCUGUUCCCAGAAACAUUGAUGAUUGGAAUGGAACUUAGAGACAAAGUGACUGAGUACGUCAAGGAACGAAUUUUAUCUUUAAGGGUAGCAAAUCCAGGUCAAUACCAAAAUGUUUCUGUGGUACGAACUAACUCCAUGAAGUAUAUUCCCAAUUACUUUGAGAAAGGAACGCUCUCAAAGAUGUUUUUCUUGUUUCCUGAUCCUCAUUUUAAAGAGAAGAAUCAUCGCCGUAGGGUUAUCAGUCCAUUCUUGCUAGAUGAGUAUGCUUAUGUUCUCGAGGUUGGUGGAAUUAUAUACACAAUAACAGACGUAGAAGAGCUUGGGUACUGGAUGAAGUCUUGUCUGGAGAAUCACCGCAUGUUCGAAGCUUUGACUGAUAAAGAACUUGAAGCAGAUGCAGUUGUGAAGCUUUUAAGUUCUGCUACUGAAGAAGGCCAAAAGGUUGCUAGAAAUGGGGGACAAACUUUCCAGGCUAUAUUCAGACGCAUUGUACCAUCGGAUCAAGCAUCCUAGAUUUCUGCUGCCUAAUCUAGUGCGCUGCAAAUUAAAAUUAAAAAAUGCUUGUUGCAUGCUAAGCAUUGGAUUGAUCUGUUUACUUUACUGGUAUACGAUUGGCUUCAUUAGGAUCACAUGGCCUUUGCCAUCUUUUAUUUGCUAUGUGCUUAUUUUCAUGUUUAACUGAAAUUAUUCGAUUUUGAAAGCAAAACUAUAAUGGAGAGU
Messenger RNA from Glycine soja, 1326 nucleotides. RefSeq names its product tRNA (guanine-N(7)-)-methyltransferase-like. NCBI's taxonomy places the organism in Eukaryota, Viridiplantae, Streptophyta, Magnoliopsida, Fabales, Fabaceae. The transcript is spliced from 3 exons. Gene Ontology annotation, molecular function: tRNA (guanine(46)-N7)-methyltransferase activity. The record is from RefSeq and is a predicted model, not a curated record. Bases 352 to 1119 code for a protein of 255 amino acids. Gene Ontology annotation, cellular component: tRNA methyltransferase complex. Gene Ontology annotation, biological process: tRNA methylation; RNA (guanine-N7)-methylation.